AUGAGUGCGACUCCGUCGUACCGCAACUCGCCCCACAGCAGCGAUACACGAAAGCGCCAGUCGCGCCGUGAUGAGGCGAUUCGUAAACGCAUAGAAGCCGAGCUGAGCCGCAAGUCGGGCAAACCCUCGACGCCGCAGCAUGGACGGCGACGGAAUCCAAUUCAGGCCGGCACCGUGUCGGCCCUGCGCCCCCUGCCAGCCCUCACUGUGCCGCAUACCAUGAGCAUCACGGAUGCUAGUCAGCUUUGUGCAGCGAAGCGCACAGACUGCGUGUUGGUGGUAGACAAUGAAGAACACUUGGCAGGUAUCUUCACGGCCAAGGACCUCGCUUAUCGGAUUGUAGCCAGUGGUGUCGACGCGCGCAUGACCCCUGUGAGUGCCAUCAUGACGACUUCGCCUCUAGUCACACGCGAUACGACGUCAGCUACCGAGGCACUGAGCAUGAUGGUCUCCCGCGGCUUCCGCCAUCUGCCGGUAUGCAACGAGGACGGCGAUGUGGUGGGUCUGCUCGAUAUUGCCAAGGUAUUUUACGAAGCACUAGAAAAGCUAGAACGUGCCCAUGGAUCGUCGCAGAAGCUGUAUCAUGCCUUGGAAGGUGUGCAAAACGAGUGGGGCGGUGGUCCACAGCAGGCAAUGAUGCAGUACGUCCAAACGCUUCGUGAGCGGAUGAGCAUGCCGGACCUGUCAACGAUACUCGAUUCGCGUACCAUACCGUGCACGGUGGGCGUGCGUACGACUGUGCGUGACGCAGCUCGUCUCAUGAAGGAGCAUCGGACGACGGCGGUGUGUGUGAUGGAGAAUGCACCAAGUCCUCAAGGUGAACGAGGCAUCACAUCAGGCAAGAUUGCUGGUAUUUUCACAUCAAAGGACGUGGUGCUGCGUGUGAUUGCCGCUGGCCUGGACCCUGAACGCUGCAGCGUCGUACGAGUGAUGACGCCUCAUCCCGACACAGGAACGCCAUCGCUUUCGAUCCAGGAGGCGCUCCGCAAGAUGCACGAUGGCCGCUAUUUGAACCUGCCAGUGGUCGAUGUCGAUGGGCGUCUUGUGGGCGUUGUGGAUGUGCUCAAGUUGACGUAUGCCACGCUCGAACAAAUCAACAGCAUGAGCAAUGGUGAUGACAGCGAUGGUGGCCCCAUGUGGAAUCGCUUCUGGAACAGCUUUGGCCAGGGCGCAGGCAGUGCUUUCGGUGAAGAGUCUGCCAGCGGUGUGAGUAGCUCCCAGCGAAUGGGCACCGAUUCGCUCAUGUCACCGACAGGCGGCGCUGUGGAUAUCAGCUCGGAUGUGCACCCGAACGACAGUGCGAGUGGUGUGGGUGAGGGCGGUUCCGCAUUGGAUGUACCGGCAUCAUCAGAGACGGAUGAUGGUACAUAUCUAUUCAAAUUUGUGACGCCCAGUGGUCGUGUGCAUCGGUUCCAGGCACGCUACGACUCGUUCGAGACCAUCCAUGAAAUUGUAUUGAUCAAGUUAGCGGGAGACCCUUUCUUCUCCAGCGUGCCCGUUUCGCACAGCGCGCCUGCUGAACCCAUUCGGUCAGACGUGGACGACGAAGACCGCUUGCCGCUGCAUAUCUUCACACCCCCUAUGCCAUCGGCCCCUCAAGCGAAUCCACCUGAUGUAAAGGACUUUACACUUGCAUACAAGGAUGACGACGAUGAUCUCGUGCUGAUUACGACGGACAGCGAUGUCAUGGACUCGGUAAAAGUGGCACGUCACCAGUGCCGCGACCGUGUGCUGCUUGUUCUGCAAGGAGGAAGGACAUGGGACGAGGCUGUGGCAAAGCAAGGCGUGCACGGCGGUCACGCCACUGUUUCGUUUGCCACAGCGGCCAAUCGCCAGCGCCAGCGCGAUAUGGCUGAUGUUCAAGCGCGCAGUGUGCAGAGUUCCGAGGACAGGGAAAAAGGACAGGGCUCUCCGCCUACAGACGCUCUCUUUGGUAUCAUACCUCGUGAUAUGGCCCUUCCUGCCGCCAUUGGUUUCGCUAGUUUCGCUGGUGUUGUGGCCGCUUGUAUCGUCAAGUUUGGCCGCCCCUAA
Malassezia restricta is the source of this 2031-nucleotide messenger RNA. RefSeq names its product CBS PB1 domain protein. Gene Ontology annotation, molecular function: protein binding. The record is from RefSeq and is a predicted model, not a curated record. Bases 1 to 2031 code for a protein of 676 amino acids. The transcript has a single exon. Lineage: Eukaryota; Fungi; Basidiomycota; Malasseziomycetes; Malasseziales; Malasseziaceae.